Messenger RNA from Lolium perenne, 1162 nucleotides. Its product is annotated as secretory carrier-associated membrane protein 5-like. Gene Ontology annotation, biological process: protein transport. Gene Ontology annotation, cellular component: trans-Golgi network membrane; recycling endosome membrane. The record is from RefSeq and is a predicted model, not a curated record. NCBI's taxonomy places the organism in Eukaryota, Viridiplantae, Streptophyta, Magnoliopsida, Poales, Poaceae.
GUUCUAUUUCCAGCAUAGAUUUCUGCUCGUCCCAACGCUGGGAUUUAUUCAUGCCUAGGGAUCUUCUCAAUGUCUCCUAGCACCAAUUCGCUCGAAGGAGAGAAUAUCAAUCCAACCGCGAAUGGAGAAGCAUCAGCACCAGCUCCGGCAAAGAAAUCCUGGAUCCCAGGGGGCUUUGGAGGCAGCGGCAAGCAUGGCGCCACCAUCGACAUCCCACUAUAUGAUCCAAAGAAGCGGGAGAAAGAGCUCUUAUCAUGGGAGGAGGAUUUGAAGAGGAGGGAGCGGGAUAUCAUACAAAGGGAGAAUGCAAUGGACAGAGCCGGUGUCACUGUUGAAGUGAAAAAUUGGCCACCAUUUUUCCCCAUCAUACAUCAUGAUAUAGCCAACGAAAUACCAAUCCAUGCCCAUAAGUUGCAAUAUUCAGCCUUUGCUAGCUGGCUAGGAAUUGUUGUAUGUCUCAGUUGGAAUGUAUUUGCUGUAUCGGUGGAAUCAAUUCAUGGGGAAGAUAUUGUUCUUUUUCUGCUCGCUGUCAUCUAUGCGAUAUUUGGUUGUCCUCUUUCAUACAUACUAUGGUACAGGCCUCUGUACCAGGCCAUGAGAACUGAUAGCAUGGUGACCUUCGGCCAAUUUUUCGUCUUCUACUCGAUGCAUGUUGGAUUUUGCGUUAUUGCUGCAAUUGCUCCUCCAAUAAUAUUCAUGGGGAAAACUCUUACGGGAAUUCUUGUUGCUAUCGAGGUUUUUAAUGGAGAUAUGAUUGUUGGGGUACUUUAUCUAAUUGGAUUUGUAUUGUUCACUGUAGAAUCGAUGAUGAGCAUUUGGGUGCUUGAGAGAGUAUACAUGUAUUUCAGAGGGCACCGAUGAAGACUGGCAAUAAUACGAUGAAAUCAUUGAAGACAAUAGUUUCCCCAACAGCAAGCAUCUUGAUGUAAAACGCAAGUUCAGGGUGAAUAAUGAUGAACUGCUUCUGCCAAAUUCUUGCAUGUGUUGCCUAAUGAUCAAAGUGAUAUGUGAUAUUUUAGUAUCAGGAUUUAUUGUUUGUGGCAAUAUUAGUAAUAGCUUCUUCUGUUUGUAUCUCUUUCUCCUAAAAAAUAUUCGGAUAAAUGGGCAGAAUGUUUUCGUCAAACAGUAGGAAUAUGAAUCAAUAUAAGUAUUUUUCUUUCAA